This is a messenger RNA of Anisakis simplex (herring worm), 1839 nucleotides long. The record is from the annotation of a GenBank genome assembly. Lineage: Eukaryota; Metazoa; Nematoda; Chromadorea; Rhabditida; Anisakidae.
UGCCAAGAGACACUCGUACAAUUCGGAUCGUUUCUGCGUUCGAAUCUACGUCAAGAUGAAUACAGCGAUCGAAUAAUGUCAAUCGAUGAGCUCAUCUCGAAGUAUUAUCUGCCAACUGACGCUGCAGUGUUCAUCAUCUUUUGGACACUGACCAUGUAUGAUAUAAGUGUACCGAAAGCAGCCUACGAAAAGGAAAUUCAACGCGUUCGUCGAUCAUUAGCGACUCUUGCCGAUAACGUUGAGAUUAGCAAAACAAAACGAGCAAAAGAAGAAGAGCAACUGAAGGGCGUCGAAAAGAAGUUGAGUGAUGAGUUGAAGAAACAGAACGAUCACGUCGAGCGUAUUCUCGCCAUAUUACGGCACGACAAAGAACUUCUGUUCGCGGAUUGUGCUCCGAAUAUGCGCGGUAUGCAAAUGGCACGAUUUCUUCAGUAUUGCAUAUUGCCACGAGCUGUUUUCACGGACAUUGACGCUGUUUAUUGUGCACACUUUGUGCAUCUUUUACAUCAGCAACGAACCGGGUUCUUUCAGACCGUAUUCUUCUUUGAUAAGCUUUUCAACGACAUCGCAAUAAUACUGACUGCAUUCACUGAGAACGAGGCGAAUUGCUUCGGUAGAUUCUUAUCGUUGAUGUUGGAGAUUGUACAGCGAUGGCAUGGUGACAAAAGUGUCUUUGAAAAGGAAUGUCACGGAUUUCCUGGUUUCAUGACCAAGCUACACACUCGUAACGCCGAGGGAAUCACAGAAAGCCAUAAUGGCGGAAUGAACUUCGAAUCCUAUAGAUCACUGUGCCAUAAGUGGCAAUUCCGUAUGGCACGUUCAUCUGUUGCUAUUAUGAACGGUGGUAACUAUGUGCUUAUGAGAAACUGUCUUAUCGUUAUGACAAAGGUGUUACAGUAUUUUCCGUUAAUCGAAUCUCACGUUGGCAGUAUACAGAAGGUUGUGAUGAAGGUUCGUGACUCCGAGAAGGGUAAUCGCGACGAUCUGUCCUUAAUGGCUGCUUCGUACGCAUCUCAUCUUCAGAUGCGAAAAACCAGUGUUUUCACCGAAGCUCAAUUCCAUAAUAGGUCGGCGCUGACUGCCAAGAAGACAACAACACAAAAAGUGACCGUUUCAAAGGCGUCCUCCAACGAAGUCACCAACAAUCCCAAGGCACAACAACAACAGCAGAGCGAAAGUGUGGCAAAAAAAGUGACGGUGAAGGGAACCGAAUCGAGUGAUUCGAAGAAGGCGAACGAUUCAGAAGCGAGUGGCAAGCGGGACGGUGGCACUGAAGCUGCGGACGCUGCGAGCACAAAGCAGCGAACGACGACGUCCGUGAACGGUGAAUUGGCUGUGAAAUCGUCGACUGUGAAUUCGUCAAGCGCCAAUCGCAAUACGACCACGACCGCAUCGAAGUCGUCGUCGUCGUCUGAUCACGGCAAAUCGUCCGCAUCGCAGAUCUCGUCGAAUGAUCCGAAAAAUGAUGCGAUUAGUUCGAAAUCCGGUACUGCUUCAACGAAUGCAGAUGAACGAAAACGUGCAAGCACAACGAACGUCACGGUGAAGAACGAUUCACCUGCACACAAAAAGAAUAAAGUGUCGUCGAAUUCAACCGAGGUAACUGUAUCAUCAAAGAAUUCAUCAUCAAAGAACGUCGAAACAAGACACAAUCGUGAAUCAAACUCUCAAACCAACAAAACCGCCAGUAAAGAAGAGCAAAAAAUGGAAGAGGGUGAGGUGUGUGCCUCACCUCCAUCGUCUUCAUCCACACACCAUUCAGAUAGCGGUCAUACUUCUAAGAAGGUUGGUCAGCGCAAUGAAUUUUAUUCAUCGACUUUCAUUGUUAUUAUGGUGUAA